AUGCUGCUGUGGGUACCGCAGGCACUUCUGGUCUUGCUCCUCCCCAUGCUCCUGGCACAGGGAGAAGCCAGGCAGAGGGGAGGCCCUCAGGCCAGCAACACCAGCAGGCCUGCUCUGCUCAGGCUGUCGGAUCACCUCCUGGCCCACUACAGGAAGGGGGUGCGGCCCGUGCUGGACUGGAGGAAGCCUACCACCAUCUCCAUUGAUGUCAUUAUCUACGCCAUCCUCAGUGUGGAUGAGAAGAACCAGGUACUGACCACCUACAUCUGGUACCGGCAGUUCUGGACGGAUGAGUUUCUCCAGUGGAACCCUGAGGAUUUUGACAACAUCACCAAGUUGUCCAUCCCCACAGACAGCAUCUGGGUUCCUGAUAUCCUCAUCAACGAGUUUGUGGACGUGGGGAAGUCACCAAGCAUCCCAUAUGUAUACGUGCAACAUCAGGGCAAGGUCCAGAACUACAAGCCCCUGCAGGUGGUGACAGCCUGUAGCCUGGACAUCUACAACUUCCCCUUCGACGUGCAGAACUGCUCACUGACCUUCACCAGCUGGCUGCACACCAUCCAUGACAUCAACGUCUCCCUGUGGCGCUUGCCAGAAGAAGUGAAGUCGGACAAGAGCGUCUUCAUGAAUCAGGGAGAAUGGGAGUUGCUGGGGGUGCUGACCCAGUUUCGGGAGUUCAGUAUAGAAAGCAGCGACUGUUAUGCAGAAAUGAAGUUCUAUGUGGUCAUCCGCCGGAGACCCCUGUUCUACACGGUUAGUCUGCUGCUGCCCAGUAUCUUGCUUAUGGUCGUGGACAUCGUGGGCUUCUACCUGCCUCCAGACAGUGGUGAGAGAGUGUCCUUCAAGAUCACACUCCUCCUGGGCUACUCAGUUUUCCUCAUCAUUGUGUCUGACACGCUGCCAGCCACAGCCAUUGGCACGCCCCUCAUUGGUAAGGCCUCCCUGCGAGAAGAGAUCAGUCUGGUGAGGACUUGGCCCCCUUCCUGCUCCUCUGUCAGUGUCUGUCUCCCCUGCACAGGAGUCUACUUUGUGGUGUGCAUGGCCCUGCUGGUGAUCAGCCUGGCUGAGACCAUCUUCAUUGUGCGGCUGACGCAUAAGCAAGAUCUCCAGCAGCCAGUGCCUGCCUGGCUGAGGCGCCUGGUCUUGGAGAGAAUGGCUCGGCUGCUUUGCCUAGGGGAACAACCCACUUCCCAAAGGCCCAUAGGCACCUUUCAAGCCACUAAGACUGAAGAUUUCUCAGCCAUGGGAAACCAUUGCAGCCACGUGGGUGGACCUGAGGACUUGGAGAAGACUCUGAAGGGCACAGACGGCCCUCCCCCACCCCCACGGAGGGAGGCCUCACUGGCGGUGCGUGGGCUGCUGCAAGAGCUGUCCUCCAUCCGCCACAUCCUGGAGAAGCGGGAUGACAUCCGAGAGGUGGCCCGGGACUGGCUGCGUGUGGGCUCCGUGCUGGACAGGCUGCUCUUCCGCAUUUACCUGCUGGCAGUGCUGGCCUAUAGCAUCACCUUGGUCACACUCUGGUCCAUCUGGCAUUAUUCUUGAGUAGGGACAGGAUGGUAGGGAGGAGGCUCUGGGCUGGUGAGGAUGAGAAUGGAGGAUUUCUGUUUAGGUCCUUCAUCCUGUUUCUAAUGCCAGUCAACUUAAGCAAUCCUAAACCAGGCUCUGAACACUUAGUGCUCAAGAUCCAAUCUCCCCCCUUCACACCCAGAUGACAAUCAUGGCUUUAAAACAUGUUAUCUUACAUCAAGAGAAACCCAAGCACCCUCUAUCCUUGUUCAUCUAUCUGUCAGGUCUGUUUCCCUUUUGUCAAUCCUUGAAUAAGGCACUUGGAAC
Molecule: messenger RNA, 1833 nt
Organism: Jaculus jaculus (lesser Egyptian jerboa)
Lineage: Eukaryota; Metazoa; Chordata; Mammalia; Rodentia; Dipodidae
Gene: Htr3a
Product: 5-hydroxytryptamine receptor 3A
Exons: 8
Coding region: 1-1542 (513 amino acids)
Biological process (GO): monoatomic ion transmembrane transport; signal transduction; nervous system process
Cellular component (GO): neuron projection; synapse; postsynaptic membrane
Molecular function (GO): neurotransmitter receptor activity; transmembrane signaling receptor activity; extracellular ligand-gated monoatomic ion channel activity
Source: RefSeq, a predicted model, not a curated record